CACAGUUGAAUACACAGCUUAACACAACCAUCAUCAUCUCAAUGGCUUGCUGGUCACCUCUCAACCACUCCUUUCUGGCAAAGAUGCCAUGUCAUUGGACUGGGCUGUUGCCCUCAACAAAGAUGAGGUGAGGGGAAGUAAGAAGGAAGGCUACCCAGAGAAGGGGUAAUGUUUUGCCAAAUACAGAAGGAGACAUAAGAGUUUAUCAGGAGACAGUUCUUCACUGGGGUGGGGGAAAUAAGAGAAAAAUGGCAGUAAAGAUACAAAGCAGGAACCCCUGCUGCUGAUUUAGCUGCAGCUUAGGAGGGAAAUGUGGCUAGUGCCUCUGGAGAUGUGGACAGGAGCCACAGCACCUAGGCCUUUGAAGGCCGUGUUAAGAACUUCAUGCUGAAUACGCUACAUCUUCAUCCAUGUUGUAGCGUAUUUUGAAUACGCUACAACAUGGAUGAAGCUUGAACACAUUACAAUAAGUCAAACAAGCUAGUGACAAAGGGACAAAUGCUGCAUGACUCCACUUAUUUGAGGUACAGAGUAUACYGAUUCAUGGCAAUUGAAAGUAGAACACUGGCUACCAGGGGGAGGGAAGGAAUGGAGAAUGGGGAUGAUUAUUUCUGUCUGAGAUGGUGAAAAAGUUCGAGGAUGGAUUUUAUGGUGAUGGUUACACAACAAUGCAAAUAUACUUAAUGCCAGUAAAAAUGAUUAAGUGAUACAUUUGUUAUGUAUAUGUUACCAGUUUGGAAAAUAGUGAAAAAGGAAACAAAACACACACAGACCUAGCAUUCAGGGAAACCAAUUUGAAGUUCUUUCCUAUUAUUAAAAUUAGAUGUGAACAAAAUGUGAUUUCUUUGCUACUGUUCCAUAAUGAUGUUACUAUGUAUUGAAAACAAGCUCUGUGCCAGCUUUAUGUCAUAGAGAAGGGAAGAUGCAGGUUUAGAGAGGUUAUCUAACUGACCCCAAAACACACAGCUGGGAGCAGGGGACAUUCUAAGAAAUUCUAGAAUUACAACUGAAGUCUUUUAGACUGCAAACACCUUACACUCUUAUCAAUUCCCAAGGGGCUUGAUUAUCUUGCUACUUUUUUGGAUAUGUCAACAUCUUUCUUAAAAAAAAAAAUUCCUCCUCAAAUCUUCAGAGAAAGAAUUGCUUCAGUGUAUUCUGAGUUUAGAAAAGUAUGAGAAGUCUGAGGCCUUGCAGAAUGAAAUGUUUGUUGUGUGCUUACUGUUUAGUGACAUCUGAUAGUUUUAAAAUGGCUUGGACCCCUUGUAAGAGAGAUAAAAACAAAAACACCCAAACCACCUCCACAAACCAAACCACAUUCAAAUUGAGUCUAGACUCAACAAACCAUCACUACUCGGCCAGCCACCUGUUACAGCGAGGGGUCGGCACUCUCUUUGCGGCAGUAAUCUGGAGAAUACGGCGGCUAGCCCGGGCGGCCCGCCUCGCACAUUCCAGGUACACAGCCCGCAGAGACCCCUGCACGUGCUCCUGCGCAGGCGCAGGCCCACUGUGUAGCUUUCAUCCAGGGCCGCCUGGUACUCCAGUGCCCCCGAGUGGCUUCUGCCUCUGCGCGCCGGGCUCGGGGUCGUCGCUGCCCCUUCUCCAGGUCCUCCGUAGCCCCUGCCCUGGCCAAGCCUGGCGUCCACUCCCCUCUAACCCUGCAUUGCACAAUGUGGGAGCAAAGUCCCCGAGGGUGUGAACCCGGCUUUCCCUGCCCCUGGGCGGGGACGCGCGGCGGCUGUGCAGGCAGCGGAGCCAGCGAGCUUGCUGUCGGCGCGAUCCGCAGGCCCCGACCCCGCGAGUUCCCCGCAAGCCGCGGCCGCAAACCCCCGCGCCGCUAGGCUCCGCCGCCAGGCCCGCCCGCCGCUCCCCUCACAGGCCCGCGCCGCCGCCGCAGCCAUGGCGGAAGUCCAUAGACGUCAGCAUGCUCGGGUUAAAGGAGAAGCCCCCGCGAAAUCCUCCACACACAGAGAUGAGGAGGAGCUGGGGAUGGCGUCGGCCGAAACGCUGACCGUGUUCCUGAAGCUGCUGGCCGCCGGCUUCUACGGCGUGAGCUCCUUCCUGAUCGUGGUGGUGAACAAGAGCGUGCUCACCAACUACAGAUUUCCCUCCUCGCUAUGUGUUGGACUUGGCCAGAUGGUGGCUACAGUGGCAGUUCUCUGGGUGGGAAAGGCAUUCAGAGUAGUCAAGUUUCCUGACUUUGACAGAAAUGUACCUCGAAAGACGUUUCCACUACCUCUACUAUAUUUUGGGAACCAAAUCACGGGACUGUUCAGCACAAAGAAACUGAACUUACCAAUGUUUACAGUUUUAAGAAGGUUCUCCAUCCUGUUUACAAUGUUUGCUGAAGGAGUUUUACUCAAGAAGACUUUUUCUUGGGGUAUUCAGAUGACCGUAUUUGCAAUGAUUAUUGGAGCCUUUGUAGCUGCCAGCUCUGACUUGGCAUUUGAUCUGGAAGGAUAUGUUUUUAUUCUGAUAAACGAUGUACUGACAGCAGCAAAUGGUGCAUACRUAAAACAAAAAUUAGAUUCAAAAGAGCUGGGGAAAUAUGGUCUCCUCUAUUACAACGCACUGUUCAUGAUUCUGCCCACCCUGGCCAUUGCAUAUUUCACAGGAGAUGCACAAAAGGCAAUGGAGUUUGAAGGUUGGGCCGACACCCUCUUUCUUCUACAGUUUACCCUCUCCUGUGUGAUGGGGUUCAUCUUKAUGUAUGCCACAGUGCUCUGCACUCAGUAUAAUUCUGCUCUUACAACUACAAUAGUUGGCUGUAUUAAGAAUAUAUUAAUAACUUACAUUGGAAUGGUCUUUGGUGGAGAUUAUAUUUUCACAUGGACAAAUUUCAUUGGCUUAAAUAUCAGUAUUGCUGGGAGUCUGGUAUACUCGUACAUCACUUUCACUGAAGAGCAGCUGAGCAAACAGUCAGAGGCCAGUAACAAGCUGGACAUGAAGGGGAAAGGAGCAGUGUGACCAGAGGACUGCUCCAACUGCAUGUGCCCAAGUUUCUGAUCAACUCAGAACUCUGGCAGAUGCCACUAUGAUUACGAGAAAAUGCCAUUCCUUUUGCACUUGUACAAUCCAAGGAUUGAUUGCUGCCUUUUGAAAUUUUAUGAGAGAAACUUAUAAUUGACUCUAUUUUAAGUAUAUUGUUUGAAUUAAUUUAUAUCAAACUGGAAAAUGUACUGGGCUUUUUAAUUUAUUUUUCUUUUCUGACAGUGAAACAUCAGUGUUUUGAAAGUAUUUUAUUCCAUAGUUUGAUAUCCAGGGGUCCUUGAGAGCUGCAUAUAUAAUGUGCUCCUACUGGAGCCUUAUCAUUCAAAUCAUUGCUGUGUCUGGAGUAGUUUGAUCUUUCUUUUGCCAGAAAUGCAGCCGAUCUGAAAUUUCUUUGAAUUUUAUUUCUUAUUGAUUGCAUUGUCUUCAUAAAUAUCAUAUUUGCCAAAGAUAGCAACUUUGRUACUAAAAAAAAUACAUGGUGUUUUGGAAUGUAUUGCUUUCCAUGUUCACUUUCUUGAGAACUGAUGGGAUGAGCAGAGUGAUUCCUUUAAAAUGUUGUUCCCUCUCUGUUAUAUAGAAUGGAAUAAUGAAGGGAUGGAGGAAGUAGGCAUUGUACUCUUUACUCAUCUAUUUGACUCAUUCAUUCAUCCAACUACAAUGUACUGAGUGUAUUCGUCAGGCAUUGUGCUAAGUGCUGGACACCAUUUGGGGAAGUAAUUGGAAGAUCUCCUUCCUGCCUUAGUGACUAAAGGGUAAGAUGGAAAAUUUAGUUCUUAGAUCAUUCGGAAGAUUUUGGGACUAUGAGUAAGUUGUUUCAGCUCUCAGAAACUGCAGAUGUGUAAAUGGGGUUAAAACACCUGCCCUACCUAUCCCACACAGUGUGAGUCCAAAUGCUGCAAUGUGACAUUGAGGUGAAAAGCUGCAUUUUGUAAACCAGCUCAGCUCAGGACUGACCCCUUGUCUACAAGGAUGGCAGACAGGCAAGGUGAUCACCACCUCUUUCCCUAUGCCUGCCGCCUCUGAGUUUGGUUUCUCUUUUUACUUCUCAGAUCAGUAUGAUGAGGUCCCACAUUUGUGAAUGAUUGGUUUGAGAGGAAAAGCUGGUUGGGAUUUUUGUAUUGUCAGGGCUGGACCUUUCUUUGGCAGUGUCAGCGUUCCUUCCUUUUUAAAUGGCAUGAACGUACCUCUCCUUGGGUCUACCCACCUAGAUGCUCUGUCUGCUGCAUCCUGGGACAGGACCUGUGAAGGAACAUUGCCUGAAUUGCCUCGUGGGGAAGUGUUAAACACAGUUCCAUGGCUUGGCUCAGAGACAUCCAUUGACUGGAGUUGAGUGUGUUUGUCAGGCUGGUUGUACAGUCUGUACCAGAAGCUGGUACCUUUGCCCUACUGUACACAAUAGUUUCUGUUUGAGUUUGGAAACUACUGGGCUCUGUUGACCUAAAACUAUUAAUAUUUUGGUGUCUCAACAGGAGACUAGGAAAAUUUUGAUUUUUUUCUUUCUAUUUGUAAGAUUAUAUUGAACCCACACCAUAGGCUCACUUUUUUCCAGGAUCAUCUGAACUAAAAAAAAUUCUAGUGCAAGAAUAUUGUGUCUUAUUUGUCUCUAUUUUACUAAUUAGACAAACAGGAAUCAGAGAAAAUAGAUGACUUGUUUAUAAAUCAAACUCCACRUUUUUUCCAUUAAACCAUGCUCCAUUUGAUUUAACAGCCUUUCCGUAAGGAAACAGGGAUGCCAACUGAGUUAGCUUGAAUUCUUUCAAAGAGGCAAGUGCUUGACUGAAUUUGAUGUCAGAAAGAAGUGGACUUUGCAAAUUAGGGAGAGGGACAGGGUACCCUCUAUCAUGGAGCCUUUAUUCAACCUCCAGGCUGAUCUCAGUUGAUAUGUAGUUUAGGCUAUGAAUGUUGCCUGUAACUGCCUGGUUUUGCUUGGAUGCAAUAGCUUAGCUAGAGAUAAUUUGAAUAAUUCUGUUCCUUCUGUCAGCCACAUGAAGGAGGUAACUUUGUUAUUAGAAAGCCCUUUGGAUAUGUCAAGACUAGAACUCCUCCAGGGAUUGAACUGCUUCUUGAGGAUCAGGUUCCCUUAGAAGUCUGUCUCUCUUCCAGGUUAAUUUGAGAAAAUCAUGUAUAAGUAGAGCUCAUGGAAUGCACUGUACCUCAGAGCCCCUGUCUGUGUUGAACCUUCUGACUSACAGGAGCAGGUACAGCAUCUUACAGCUUCUGCUCUGUCUGUGUUCUGAUCCUGAGAGACYUCCUUCAGCUAUUGCCACCAUCUCAAGAUAAGACAGAGUGACAUGGGUAAGUUUGAGAUUGAAUAGAGUGGCUGGCCACUUUUUGGAGCUUGUGGUUUUCUGGUAUAAUACAGUGUAGACAUUUGCUCAAUAAUCUGGUGUCUCUCAGAAUGUCUGGAUUUUGUUCCAAGGUUGAUGAGCAAAAAUGCUUUGACCUAUUAACUCCCUUCUGAAAGGAAAAGAGGCAGUAUAGAGUUAAAUCCUUAGUUUGCCCACUAAGACAGAUGAACUAUGUUGAGAAUUCUGAAAGGAGCUAAUGGCUCCUCUCCUUGAGUUAAUGAAGGUGAAGUCCUCUGGCCAAUCUGCUUGUAGUAAAUGUGACAUAGAUUAGAAUAAUCCUGGUUGCCUAGACUGCACAUUGCUACCAUGUCACUUAAUUUUAAUUGCUGCAUGUGGCUGUCAACUAUGAGUUAGUCGUUUGUAACAUCCAACUUGCAUUUAGAUUUAAAAAAACAUGCAUUGGCAAAUUUUCUGUAAUCCUAUCAUAUCAGAAAUCCUUGGGAGAUUUCAGUCUAUAAAGCUGAGGUAGGUUCUUCACCCAAAUAAUGGAAUUUCACAUUUGAUUGGCUUGGAAGAGUACCUAGGGCUUUGGGGCUGCCUUUGCUUUUUUUWAAUCAUGGGCUUGUUCAGUGGGUGAGUAUUUGAUUAAAAGCUGUUGUAUAUCAAGCAUUUUGCUAAGCGUGGGGGAAUGGAUGAAUAGGACAUGGGUCUCGCUGUCAAGGAGUAUACAAUUCUUUAGCUAAAGGUGGUGGCCUGGACCCAAAUUGAGAGGGGAAACAGAUAAAAGGAGUCAAUGACUUGUGAACUAGAGCUGCAUGCACAGUUACCAGGUCACUGUACUAUGGUGCCCUUCCCAUAGAGGAAAGCAACUUUUUAAUCUGAGAGGUCUUUUGUAACUCAAAUCAGUCUUCUAAGUUUGAGAUAAGACACAACUUUGAGGAUUCUGUGCAUAGCCUGGGUUCUUCCUCCUCAGCUGCUAAUGUUCUUGCUUCCCCAUAAUUAUGUAGUACAGUUU
Urocitellus parryii (Arctic ground squirrel) is the source of this 6291-nucleotide messenger RNA. It is a transcript of the gene Slc35d1, whose product is annotated as solute carrier family 35 member D1. The record is from RefSeq and is a predicted model, not a curated record. Lineage: Eukaryota; Metazoa; Chordata; Mammalia; Rodentia; Sciuridae.